CUGCAGUGAAGAAGGUGAGAAGGAGCGAGGGUGAUCCAUUAUGGCUCCAUGGGGAAUAACAGUGUUCAUCUCCCUCCUGGCAGUCCACAGUCUCACAGCCAUGGAUCAUGAACAGAUGAUGAACAUGAUGCAAGGCUACAACAAUUCCAUGAUGAGGUUCCCACCCCUGCCUCCAGACUUCAUGAAAAUGGCAACAACACUGAUGGCCAAGUGCUCCAAAAUGGGACACCCAACACCAAUGAUGAUGGAGAAGCUUCUGAACAGCUCUGUGGUUGAAGACAACAUGCCCCCCAAUCCAUUCCUCAUGCUCCAGACCCUCCUGUCCUCCCUCCCACUUCCCCUGGGGAUGACCCCUCCUCCUCUCCAGCCCAAUGACACCAUGGAGGUCCUGCCUCCAGAGAUGGACUGGGUAUCAUCUUUAACCUCCUUCUAUGAGUCUCAGUGUAAUGCAAGUCAGUAUAUGACUGAGAAGCUGCAGAAUUGCUCCAGUUUACCACGCUUGAUUGAUAUCAUGAGGAACUCUACGGACAGCACCCAGUGCUUCUUGCGGGCCUUUGUGGCUCCCCUUUCUUGGACGGCCUUGUUAACGAACGGUUCAGAUAUCGACUCAGGCGAUUUCAGUCUGCUGCUCUGGGGGGCCAAACCUUUCCUCCAGGACAUGCCACCCCCUAUCCUGGAGCUGCCUGCCCAACUGCAGCGCCCAAACUUGGCUGCGAUGAUGAGGAUGUUCAGUGAGGUGUUUAGCUCCCUGACUGCAGAGCAACGUGCACAGAUUUCUGAAUGGAUCAAGGAGCGGGUCACACAGAACUACUUCAACUGCAGCCUGAAUCCAUCACCUAGCGACAAACCCAAUAGCAAACCAGACAGUGGUUACAUGGAGCAGCAGAUGGCAGAGUCAAAUACAGAGGGGGAGAAAGGGAAAAAAGAGGAACAGACAGAAAAGGAUAAGGAGGAGGGAAAGAAGCCAAAAAGUGACAAUCAACAGGAAGACAAGAUAACAGAAGAGAAAGUGGAGGGGGAGAAAGGUCGUCCAGGCCCAGGUCCAGGCUGCCCACCCGGGAUGAUGUGGCUGAAGGCUGAAGUGAUGGAGAUGAUGGGCCCAUUCCUCACCUUGCUGCCCUCUGCUGAAUUCCAAACUGUCCCCAAAGCAGAGCUUUGUCAGUUCUUCCAGACACCACAAUUCCCAGAAUCCUUUAGAGGAGUAAGAGGUGUUACCCCCUACCUGGGCAGGAUACUCCUUGGCAGAUUGAAGAAGGAAUGUUUGCAAGAUAAUAAGCAGGUGCUCCUCCAACAACUGGGCAGACUUGGCUCGCUGGCAUGCUUCUACGAUGAUGACGCCACAUCUCUCAAUGCGUCUUUCAGCAAGACCCUCCUCUCCCAGCUCGGAGAGUGUGAGAACUCAGGAGCUGACACGCUGACAAAGCAGCUAGUGAUGGCGGUGGUUUCCUCUGAGAAGGGGGAUUCCCUCAGCCCCCAGACACUGCAGUCUUUAGGCUCAGCCGUGUCAGCCCUGCCUCUCUCCCAGCUGGACAAGCUCAAAACCGCCGAUGUCCAGGAAACCCUGUCCACCUUCAGCAAGGCCAAGUGGAUCCCUGCGCAGGCUCAGACCCUGGCCAGCAAGCUGCUGAGGGAGGACGAGGAGGUGUCUGGUGAGAAGCUGGUGUCUCUGGGUUCGGUGGUGCGAGGGGUGGCGAGCUCCAUGCUCCAGAAAGCCAAGGCGAAGGAGCUGCUGGGUACAGAAGAACUGGAAACCAUGAGCCGUGAGAUGUCUUCGCUACAGAGGACGGCGCUACUGGAAGGGCUGCGCAGCGGUGUGAAUGCAUCAGCUCUGGUGCGCAGCAUCUCCGGCCCCCUGCUGGCCAGCCUGUCCCUGUCCACCCUGGAGCAGGCCGACCUGCGAUCUGUGGAUGAGCUGGAGGGGAAGAACUGGACCCGGGCCCAGUCAGCGUUUCUGGUGAGGAAGGUUCUGGGAGGGACUAUACAGCCUAAAGACAUUAUGAAACUGAACUCGGCGGUGCAGGGUGUGACCUGUGAAAUGAUUGACCGCGUCAAUAAGAGUGACAUUUUGGAGGUGGCUCAGACACUGACACGGAGCAUGCACUGGCUCACCAUCACACAGGUGUGCUGUUCUGCGAAGAAGCUCUUCUCCAGCCUGGAACAGCAGAGGCCAGGCUAUUUCACCAACAUCACUGACUCUGAGCUGAGGGCCAUUCCUACACCGCUGCUGAUCCACUUGCCUGAAAAGCAGAUCCUGGGUCUUCCAGACUCGGUGUGUUCUGGCUUCCUGGCGAAGAUGCUGGAGGCCAACCUCUCCACCCUACCCCUCAGCUCCCGUUCCCGCUCCGCCCUGGUGGAGAGGGCCCUGGCGUGCCUGAAGAAAAACGUGUCCGAUUUGACCACUGCUGACGUCACCAGUCUGGGGCCGCUUGUGUGUGAGCUGGGGCCAUCACGCCUCUCUGCCCUGGCUUCUGAUGCCCGCAACGCCAGCCUGCUGGCCCUGGCCAAGUGUCAGCAGAUCCCUCGCAUCAAUAGGGCAGCCAUCUUCAAACUGGUCAAGGAUGUGUAUGGUGACCCCUCAAGCUGGUCCUCCAGCACAAUGACAGUAAUGGGGCCCCUCCUCCUGCUGAAUGACUCUGCGCUCAGCUCUCUGACUUACAAGCCCUGGCUGAAAAGCAUUCUGACGGAUCUGAAGGACAGCCUGCCCCCUCCCCUGUCCCAGCCUGCCCCAGAGGAGUUUCGCACCCAGCCCGAUCUCUCCCCACUGCUCAAGAAGCUCUUCUUUCUCACCACCACCCGUGCACCAGCCGCCAACGUUAGCCGCAGAAGGAGAGAGGCCCUAUCCAUAGAGUCCCCCACACUGUCUCUGAUUGAGGAGCUGAGGGAGAGGAAUGUGUACUGGAGCCCAGUCCAGCUGGCCAACAUGUCUGAUGAGGUCUUCACUGAGGCCGUGCCCAUACUAGGGGGAGUCCGCAACUACAGCAUGCAACAGCUGAAAGCUCUGAGGGCCAGAGCCAUCCAGGUGUGGGGUGCGGCACACUCCCUCUCUGAGACUCGGGUGCGGCAGCUGGGCUGUGUGUGUCAGGGUUUUAACUCUACAGAGCUGCAGGACCUCAACAUCACCUCGCCGGACACUUUGGAGCUGCUGUCCCCCUGCAACUGGACGCACCCCCAGAGAGAAGCGGUGUGGAAGGGCUAUGCGAAACGUGCUGGUGUGACAGUUGGAUCACUGGGAGCUCUGGAGAUCGUGGGAUUGGGUCAGUUCAUCUGCGGGAUGAGCCGAGAGGAGGCAGGGCAAAUCAACACUACCGCCUUCAGGGAGGCGGUGAAGGUUGUGGGCAGUGUCCAGUGUCCUCUUAACAUAACGGAGCUGCUGAAGGAGAGGGCAGUACGUGUGUUCGGCCUGCCAAGGAACUGGACUGAGGCCCAAGUCAGCACCCUGGGAAACAUCAUCGCUGGUCUGAAUGCAACGGAGCUCCAGAGUCUCAGUCCAUCUGUCCUUUCUUUCCUCAGUCAGUCCGUCAUCCCUCUCAUCCCCCCCAGUUGCCUGGCCGCGCUCUCGGCCAACCAGCUGAAGGCCUUGGGCCCUGACAACGCUGCCAUGGUGACCGAUGCCCAGAGAGUGGCUCUUGGGGACCUCCAGCGGGCGGCCCUGGGGGAGGCUCUGGGGGUGUCCGUUCAAAAAGCUGAGGUCAUCACCCAAAGCUCACCAACUCCAGUGCCGCAGCAGUAUGGAGGAGCCCCCAGACUGUGGAUUAUGGGAAGUGUAGUUUUCCUGCAGCCCCUGCUUUUGCUUAUCCUAGGGUAGGCUCAUUAGGGGUAUACCAGAACCCGUCCACCCUGGGUUCCUAAUAACCUCAGCUAUAGUCCUGUACCCUUUCCAUUAAUAACCUUUAAAUUAUGAAAAGGAACACAUUUAUAGAGGAAUAUUCUAUAUAUAUGAAAUGCUGUAACAGAUUAUAAAUCUACAGUAGCCCCUAGCUUUAUACAAUACACGAGUAACUUCAAUAUAAUAAAUUCUUAGAUGAUGCAUUGUACUCAUUACGUUCUCAUUACUAGAAUAAGUUGCUUUGACAGAGAAUAGUCUAAAAUCUGAAGAAA
Megalops cyprinoides (Indo-Pacific tarpon) is the source of this 4098-nucleotide messenger RNA. RefSeq names its product otoancorin (gene otoa). Gene Ontology annotation, biological process: cell-matrix adhesion. The record is from RefSeq and is a predicted model, not a curated record. The transcript is spliced from 29 exons. NCBI's taxonomy places the organism in Eukaryota, Metazoa, Chordata, Actinopteri, Elopiformes, Megalopidae. Gene Ontology annotation, cellular component: cell surface. Bases 41 to 3805 code for a protein of 1254 amino acids.